Trematomus bernacchii (emerald rockcod) is the source of this 3757-nucleotide messenger RNA. It is a transcript of the gene nfil3, whose product is annotated as nuclear factor, interleukin 3 regulated. Gene Ontology annotation, molecular function: DNA binding; DNA-binding transcription factor activity. Gene Ontology annotation, biological process: DNA-templated transcription; regulation of DNA-templated transcription; circadian rhythm. Bases 333 to 1517 code for a protein of 394 amino acids. Gene Ontology annotation, cellular component: nucleus. The record is from RefSeq and is a predicted model, not a curated record. The transcript has 3 exons. NCBI's taxonomy places the organism in Eukaryota, Metazoa, Chordata, Actinopteri, Perciformes, Nototheniidae.
UGUGAGUCAGUAGCCACCUUGAGAGGGAAAAGCCCAGGGAGGAGAGCCAGGUACUUCACAACUUGUAGGAUUUCAUCGACAUUUUAUUUUAGCAGAUGGAGAACGUACACUUCACUGCUCCUGACAACUGACCAGACUCCAACCAAGGCUGCAUGCACCCGGACCCGGUCUGAACCGACGGUGAACCCCCGCCACCCCCCGCCCAAACCGAGCUCACGUUGCGAUUUCCUCAACUGAAGUGGAUUCGUCCAACGUGGCAGUAACUAAUGCUGCAUUCAAGCAUUAUGGUGUACAGUUGAAGACCUAUGAGCACAUUAGCCAACAGUUAAAAUAUGCAAUCAAUCAAGCAAGAGGUGGACAGCGAGGCCUACAGUGGAGACGAUGCUCUGGUCCUGGCAAACAGAGACGUGAUGGGCCACAACAUCUCUGGCAUUCCCUUCAAAACUAAAACUUCCUGUCGCAGGAAAAGAGAGUUCAUCCCAGAGGAGAAGAAGGACACCAUGUACUGGGAGAGGCGCCGCAAAAACAACGUAGCGGCCAAACGCUCCAGGGAGAAGCGGCGCAUCAACGACAUGGUGCUGGAGAACAAGCUGAUGGCCCUGGGAGAGGAAAACACCUCCCUGAAGGCCGAGCUGCUGUCCCUGAAGGUGAAGUUCGGCCUGGUGAGUCUGGCAGCGUAUUCCCAAGAAGUCCAGAACUUAUCCAGCUCCAGCAAUAUCAACGUCUACCAGGAAGUAGUCCCACCCAGCGCCAGCCAAAGUUCUUCCAGCAGGGUUUUGGAGCCUCUUCACUCACGCAGCAGCUGCAUAUCAGUCAUCAAGCAUUCACCUCACAUGCCCGAGACUCAAGGGGUCAAGAAAGAACCAGCAGAGAACGCACAAGAGAGAAGAAGCCCCUACGAACUGUACAGAAACUACAUCACCAGCCCUCUUUCUGGAGUCUAUCCGCAGCCCGCCGCCUUCCUACAUCUCACCCGAUCCUCCAGCAACUCCCCCAGGAGCUCAGAAGAUGGCGCUGUUAGCAAAUCAUCCGACGGUGAAGAUGAGCAGCAGGUCCCCAAAGGUUUAACGCCGUCUGCAGCCGACCCACGAAGCGUCAUCGUCUCCACACACAAAGUGCCGGAUGCCAGUUGUUCAGCUUUGCCCCACAAGCUGCGGAUCAAAGCCAGAAGCAUCCAGAUUAAAGUGGAGGCCAUCAACCCGGAGUACCCUGUCGCAGUCUCAGAAGAAGGAGGAUUCUCCACUCAGUCGUCCCCCUGCCCUCUUUCUCUCCAGGUCACCAACAUGCAGAACUGGAACCAGCAACCGUGGCACAGAAGCAGCUCAGACACACUGCAAAACAAACCCAUCGCGGAGGUUAAAGACCGCUCCUAUGCACCCUCAGAGGACUUGUAUCUGAGACAUGGUCCCCCCUAUCUGCCUGCUCUGAAAAGACUGAUCCAAGCACAGCACUCUGGGUCUCUGAUGGACUCGAGCAGAAGCACAGAGUCGAUAUCGAAAGGCUGUUCCUCUGCAUGACCGUAGUGUCUUUUAUACUUCCCACUGUACUUGCUGUUGCACUGUGUGGUUAAACAAGGUUUGGAUAUGUGGUGAUUUUCAAAUGUUGGAGCACAAUGUAAGGUUGAAAACACAUUGAGGAGGGGAGGAGCUACCUGUACUGUAAUGUCACAUUCAAAUAUAAUGUAGGCCUAGAAUAGCACAGCGUUAUUCAUUUCAUCAGUACAAAAAAUUCUGUUCACCCGAGUUACUCUUCUAUAUUCAUACAAAUACUGCUUUCAUUCACCUUUUCCAGACCACUGCCACUACCUGAUCUGUACCGGAAACAAGAUUUGUUCUGUGCAUGAACGCAUUUUAGGUACUUUUUGUCACUGAUAUCAUUUUACGGCAAUUUUGAUCUAGUGCUGAUAUCAUAAGGUUCUAUUUUUGUAUUUGUAACAUAAAAAAAACCCAUUCAAGUUCAUAUAAAAAAAAUGUUUGUUGAAUAUUGUAUAUGUACAAAACACCACUUUCAAAAUAACAAAUGCUAAUAAUAAUAAUGAACACAUAAAAACUGACAAGACAUUGAAUAUAUAAAUUACAUUUAAAAACAUAUAUAAUAUCUUUAGAAAUACAAAUAAUAAAAUAUGUAGAGUGGGAAUUUUACAACCCUUAAAUUUGAUAUGAAAAAGUAUCUUAGGUUCAAAUAAGUAUACGUAAUUUUUCAUCGUUGAAUGACCUUCCCAAUUACUUUAUUAAACCAAUGCUAACAUUUUAACAGCUUUUCUUUGAUAAUAUAUUACGAAACUAGCUCCGUAUUUUAGGCAUUCUUUACAAAAACAACUUAAAAAUUAUUAAUAUAAUAAGGAAAAAUCUUAAAUUUCAGAACAAGUCAAACCAAAGACAGCAUUAUUUUAUAUAAAUCCCAGAAAACUGCCGUAAUUCCCACCAUUUUGUUCAGAAUUGUUCAGGUUUUUUCCACAAAUCAGGUUUCAGGUACAGAUCGGGAAGCACCAACCACUCUCUGUGUCAAUGAAACGAAACACUUCCUGCUAACUCAUUACCUCAAGGUAGCUGGAAGGAUUUAAUUGGGAUAAAUCAGUUGAGUUUUAGCAAGUGGCUUGAUCAGGAAUCUAAAAAACGUCAUGUUAAAGUUGGGAUGAAUUGGUAUGACCUGACUCUCUUCUUUAGUCAGUGUAAUGUGCCUAAAGGAAACCAAGCAUUGACUGCCUAACAAAACAUAUGAUAUUACGUUUACCUGCCACUAUUUGAGAAGUUACAGAAUCAUUUACCAAAGGCUAAUUGACUUCUAUAACUGGGUCUGCCCUUCACUAUAAUGGAGGUAUAAGUCGAAGGCCCCCGUUAGCGCUCUGCUUUGCUUUAAAGCUGUUUCAAAUGAGGUAUUAUGGUUACUGGAUCCAUCUGUAUUCUGGUGUGGUGCCAGGUCUACUUACCUCUGCUUUGAGUGAAUAUCGUGCCAUGCUUUUUUCUAUUGGUUUGUAAUUAUCUGCACAAUUUCCAAGACGUUCCCUAAAAGAAAUGUUGUAAUUUGAUACUCAUUAUAGGGGGAAAGAGAUGGACUAUGAUUCAAAUUAAGUGCAGAUGAACACCCGAACACCUGAACAUGCAAAACUACGGAUUUUUCAAACAAACCAACCCAAUUAAAUGCCUUUUUCUUUAGUAGAGGACACCCUAUUUCCCCUAGAAUUGGUACCAAACUCAACGUUCUUUUAUGGAGCUUUCUAACAAUCAGGACCCUAAAUGCAGCCUUUCUGUCUCCUCCUGGUUGACCAAUCAGAUCUUGGAUAUGUUGCACUCCAUUGUCUCUGCUGUAGUUUUUGAAUAUGCAUAACAAGUUACACACCUGGGCUUUUACCUAAGCAUUUUUAAAAGGCUCUGUUGCACUGGUUCACCGUUUGCCAAAACGCUUUUUUCUUUGUUUUUUUUGUGGAUUUGUAAACCUGACCUGGUUUAAACUGAGACUGUGUUUGAAACUAGCUGGAGAUUUGUGAUUCUGACGGAGCUGAGAACUGAAUGACUGAAUAAGCACAGUGUAUCCUCAAUCAAUUGACAUCUGUUUUAUCAAAGAGUGUCCAGAGAUUCAGUGUGUUAUCCGCUCGAUUGAAUGCAUUUUUUAAUUUCCUUUUGCUAUUUGGUGGUGAUACAAACAAACCUCCUGACCUUCUCUGUUGUUCAAGUGCAUUCCGAAUCUGAACACUUUUCUCAAGGUUUAUUGUAACGGUGAGUUUUGUUCACAAUAAAUGUCUAAUCACUGAAUCGAG